Molecule: messenger RNA, 2252 nt
Organism: Papilio polytes (common Mormon)
Lineage: Eukaryota; Metazoa; Arthropoda; Insecta; Lepidoptera; Papilionidae
Product: acidic juvenile hormone-suppressible protein 1-like
Exons: 8
Coding region: 31-2148 (705 amino acids)
Source: RefSeq, a predicted model, not a curated record
GUAGUAUUGAUAGGGUCUUCACUAACGAACAUGGCUCGUCUGGUGUUGUGUGUGUUGGCAUUGCUUGCCUGUGGGCUGGCAGAUCCUGUCCAUAAGGUGCAUCAGAGAGUUGCUGAUCAUGAAUUCCUGCAACACCAAGUUGAGAUAUUGAACUUGUUCUAUCACAUUCACGAGCCGAUUCACGAGCCGGAGCUGCAGCACUGGGAUCAAUGGAAUCUUAUCCAGAAUAUCGAGAAAUAUACCAACGAAACUGCUGUAAAAUUAUACUGGGAAUUUGUUACGAACGAUUUGAUACUGCCUCGUGGUGUACCAUUCUCAGUUUUGGAGCCCACGCACGUGUUCGAAGCGAAACUUGUCUACAAUGUUUUAUAUUCAGCUAAAGACUGUGACACAUUCUAUAAGACUGCAGUCUUUCUUAGGAACAAGAUUAACGAGGGUCUGUUCGUUUAUGUCCUGAGCGUUGUGAUAUUACACCAUCCGAGUACUCAAGGCAUUGUGAUCCCACCAAUUUACGACAUUUUCCCCUCAUUCUUCCACAAUACCGAAGUACUUACUACCGCGCAGAGAAUCAAUACUCACGGAAAACAAUGGGUUGAACACUACCCAUCUACCUAUGUUUGGGACGAGAAUGUUGUAAUAAGGUGGAACGACACCGUAUGGCCUUACUUUACCGAAGAUUAUACUCUUGCUUACUUCACGCAUGACUUAACCUAUAAUGCAUUCUACUACAAUCACAACUUGCUGUACCCCUACUGGCUCGGAGGAGAACAAACACCUUUGAUUAAAGACAGACGUGGUGAAUUCUGGUGGUUCUUGCAUAAGCAAAUCAUCACUCGAUACUACUUGGAAAGAUUGUCUAAUGGAUUAGGAGAAAUACCAGUGCUCGAUUUCAACGUGGUUAAACAAGGAUAUGUACCACAAAUCUCAUACCACAAUGGCAUUUUGUACCCGGUCAGACCUAACCACUUCCACCUUGACCAACCUGAGUUCGCUGAAGCCAUCACUAAGAUUCAAGAUUACGAAAACCGCGUUCGCGAAGCCAUCGACAAAGGAUUUGUCGUCAAUCAUGUCGGUGAGCACAUUAAUAUCGACACUCCUCAAGCUAUUGACGUUCUCGGCCGAUUAAUAGAGGGUGGUGUUGAUUCUCCUAACCCCAAAUACUACAAGGACUUUAUCAGCAUUUGGAAGGCUCUUCUUGGUAACACUUUAUGGCACAAGGAACGCUAUCAUAAAGACCUGGUUGCGCUUGUAGUUCCAUCUGUCUUGGAACACUAUCAAACUGCUCUUCGUGAUCCUGCUUUCUAUUUCAUUUGGAAACGCGUUCUUGGACUGUUCACUGAAUGGCAAAAGACUCUACCUUCUUACGAUGUCCAUCAUCUGAAAGUGCCAUCUGUUACCAUCAAGAGCGUUGAGGUCGACAAAUUGGUAACAUUCUUCGAAAACGUGCACUAUAAUGUCACCAACCAUCUGCAUUUGAAUGAACAUGAAAGCAAGGCAGUAGUUGAUGAUGUUACCGUGUUAGUUCAACGUCCACAGUUAAACCACAAAGUAUUCACUGUACGUGUUAACGUUACCAGCGAAGUAGCCAAGACUGUUCUUGUUAAGUUCUUCUUGGCACCUAAAUACGACAGCUACGGUGACGAAAUUCCUCUGCAUGUGAACACUGAAAACUUCUACCUGCUGGACAUUUUCCCGUACGAUUUACCGGUUGGAAAUGUUGUCAUCAAGCGAGAGUCUACUGACAACUGGCUUACGAUCCGUAAUUGGACUCCUGGCUAUGAGGUAUACGAGAAGGCUUACAACGCACUGCACGGCAAAGGACAAUUCGUUCUUGACAAGACUCAUCGUCUUAAUGGAUUCCCUGAACACCUUCUUUUGCCUAAAGGUCGUGUUGGUGGUUUCCCAUUCGUUCUUCUGGCACACAUCUCUGAAUUCCGUCCGAGCAAGAUUCCUCAGGGUAGCAACUUCGACCCGACCAUUUCUUACGGUCUNGGUUCCGGUGCUCGCUGGUUGAGCGACGAACCAUUCGGUUACCCUCUCGACAGGCCGCUGUACCAAUGGCAGGCCGAUGCAGUACCCAACCUUUACAUACAGGAUGUUCAUAUCUUCCACAAACACGUCCCUGAAGUUGUUGUACCUCAUGUAUAAAUGUAUCCGAUUUGAAUACUGAAAUAUAAUUCGUACUCUUUUGAUAUUAGACUGUUUGAAGUAACUUUUAUGAUAUUACAAAAUGCAUGUUGUGUGAAAAAAAA